AAUGCGAAUGUGCUUCUUGGGACCGAGGGAGGAGGACAGAGUGCCUUCACGAGUGUCUUUUCUUUUGACUUUCUCGUUCUCCUUUUAUUUUUCCGUAUUCUGUUUCCGCAAAAAGAAAAACACCAACAAAAAGCACGCAAAGCUGUAACUGCGUCGUAAGGAGAACGACCUUCUUCACCCUCUUUUCCCCAAACAUUACAACCAUGACCACGACCGCUCCCUCCUGGCUGGCUGAUAUCUUCAGCAAGCUGACCGACUACCAGGCCUGGAAGGCGAUGCUGAGCAAGGAGCCGUGGCCCAGUGUUUUGCUCGCGGCCGCCCUCUUGCUCUUCAUUAUGGCGCCGAACUACAUGUUCCAAGUUUCCGCCGCGGACGAGAAGCGGAUGGAGGAAAUCCGGGAGCAGUUUCAGAAGUCAAAAUUCGCGAAGGAUUUGAAACUGGACGAAAAGUACGGGCAGUUUAGAAGGAACCGCGAGGUUUUCACGCCGAGUUCCAAUGCUAAUGCAGCGAUCGAAAGAAGUCAAGACUACCGGGUGAAGCAGCAGGCACAAACGUCGACUGGAAGCAAGAAGGAUGACAGCCGGGGAAAACAAAAGGAAGCAAGCAGUACUUCUACGAGUGUGAUGCCGUCGAAAGUAAGCGAGUUGAAAAAUGCGAAGCCAGAUUCCGAUGGAACGCGCCUCCGGGCAAGUGCACUGCCCAAGGUGGACUGACGCAAAUAAGUACUUUGCUGCUUGCAGAUGCGGUGUAAGCCUAAGCUACAUCACUCCGCGAACUACGAAACCUCGAAGAGAAUCGCUACAUCAUAGUAUCGACGAGCUAAGAAGUAUGAUUCAACUUGUCCUGCGAGUAGAGAGGUGCAGGUUUGCCGGUGGUGUUCACCGCAAUAAGUUUGCAGAAUAGUACACAAACCGGCACAGAAGAUCUUUGCCACCACGUUUCGCCUGAUAGGAAAGAUCCCGCAUUGCCU
Messenger RNA from Amoebophrya sp. A120, 970 nucleotides. NCBI's taxonomy places the organism in Eukaryota, Dinophyceae, Syndiniales, Amoebophryaceae. The record is from the annotation of a GenBank genome assembly.